This is a messenger RNA of Syngnathoides biaculeatus (alligator pipefish), 5701 nucleotides long. RefSeq names its product pleckstrin homology domain-containing family A member 5-like. The coding region runs from base 22 to 4434 and encodes 1470 amino acids. Gene Ontology annotation, cellular component: cytosol. The transcript has 31 exons. Gene Ontology annotation, molecular function: phosphatidylinositol-3,5-bisphosphate binding; phosphatidylinositol-5-phosphate binding; phosphatidylinositol-3-phosphate binding. The record is from RefSeq and is a predicted model, not a curated record. Lineage: Eukaryota; Metazoa; Chordata; Actinopteri; Syngnathiformes; Syngnathidae.
UUUUUCCUUCAGCUUUUAGACAUGGCGGCGGAACCUCAACCGGACUGGCUCUCCUGUCUUCCCCCUUUUUGGAGUUACGGCGUCACCCAGGAUGGACGCGUGUUCUUUAUCAACGAAGAAGCCAAGAGUACAACCUGGCUGCAGCCUGUUAGCGGAGAGGCUGUGAUAACAGGGCACAGAAAAACUCCGGAUUUACCGACGGGAUGGGAGGAAGGAUACACGUUCGAGGGCGCCCGCUGCUUCAUCAACCACAAUGAGCGAAAGGUGACGUGUAAGCACCCCGUCUCAGGAGCUCCCUCCCAGGACAACUGCAUCUUCGUCGUGAACGAACAUGUGAAAUAUGGAAAGCUUGUCCAUCCAGACCAGCCCCUCGAGGCUGACAUCAGGACAGCUCCUAAGUCAGAGCAGGAUAGUAGCGCCAAUAAGAAGGAACGUCCCGUGAGCACCAUGAGCGAAGCGUCCAACUACACGGGGGGCUCGGACAACAGCAACUUCACCGGGAGUCCCGCCGCCACCGUGACUCUCUCGUCUUCGUUCACACGGCCCUCAAGGUCUUCCAAAAAAGUACACAACUUUGGUAAGCGGUCGAACUCCAUCAAAAGGAACAUCAAUGCCCCAGUGGUCAAAAGCAACUGGCUUUAUAAACAGGACAGUACAGGCAUGAAGCUAUGGAAGAAGAGGUGGUUUGUUCUGUCGGACUUGUGCCUUUUCUACUACCGCGAUGAAAAAGAAGAUAGCAUCCUGGGUAGUAUCCUGCUCCCGAGUUUUCACAUCUCCAUGUUGUCGGUGGAUGACCACAUUAGCAGAAAAUAUGCUUUUAAGGCCACUCACCCCAAUAUGAGGACGUACUAUUUCUGCACUGAUACAGCCAAAGAAAUGGAGUCCUGGAUGAAGGUCAUGACCGACGCUGCCCUGGUCCACGGAGGACCGGCCAAAAACCCUGCGCUGACUGCCGGGAAAUGCCCGCAGAUAGACACGUCGGACAUGUCGAAAGGGGAUCAGCCGACACCUCAGGAGUUGAACAACGUCUUAAACAACCGGCUCUUCAGCCGACCCGAGGUCCAGAACAACGAACGGAAUCGCGAGCCCGUACGUCAACAUUCCCUGUCACGGACCGACGCGAAACAGCCGAGAGAUGCCGAUAAGCUCCACGGCGAGAAGGAACGGGAGUACUACACCUUCCAGAAAGAUGGCGGGCGGUAUUGCUUGAAGCAGGACUGCGUGAGCUACAUGCUCCAAAAGGACGGUGAGAAGUAUCUCCUGCACAAGGGAGGUGAAAAGUACAUGUUGCAAAAGGACGGUGAGAAGUACUCCAUCCACAGGGACUUGGAAAAUUGCUCGGUGGAGAAAGCGGACGGCAAGUACAGAGCGACGCCGACGGACGAAAAACGUGGCCCAACCAAAGACGGCGAGAAGUAUUUUCGCCCGAAGGACGAAGAGAAACUCCUGCUGCAAAAAAUGGGAGUUACGCCCACCCUUGUGAAAGAUAAUCAGAAAUAUGUGCCUCAGAGGGAGGUGAGGAGGCAGCUGUCGUUAAAAGAGACGCAAAGUAAAUAUGGAACCAUACAAAUUGUGGACAAAUAUAACACUUUGAAGGACGUCAGGAAGUACAGCACGCUCAGAGAAGGGGAUAAAUACGCCACUCUGAGAGACUUGGAAAAGUACGCCACGCUUUGCCACGGGGAUAAAAACCGCUUCCAGAAAGAUCCCAGCGCAGCGUCGUCUCACGCUAAAAUAAGCGACAUCAACCUGCAGCCGGCCCAGGCGGCUGCCAUCGCGGCGGCGGCGGCGGCUGUGGCAGCAUCCCGCCGGGGCCAGGCCGCCCUCGCCGUGCCAAAGCCCGCACAGGUAAAUGGAUCCGGCUCGGCGGACCACAAAAGCGACUACGGCUCGGCGGCAGACAACGAGAACCAGGCGAGGGUUCCGGCUGCUCCAGUUCAGGAACAGGAGAGGGGGUUGUGCAGAACCAAUUCCAUACAGCAGGUGGAGCGUAUAGCUCGCUCGCACAAGCCCAAAGGGACCGAAGAGGACCGCAGUGUUUCGUCCUACCAGACCUUACCCAGAAACAUGCCCAGCCACCAUCCCCAGCUCGUACCCAGAUACCCCGAAGGCUACCGCACGUUACCUCGCAACAGCAUGAUGAGGCCCGACAGCAUCUGCAGCGUGGCAGGUUCGGCGUACGAUCGGGCUCUACGACCCGUUUCUACCGGCGCUGUCACGGCGGCGGAGAAGAGGAAGUCAAUGAGGGACGACACCAUGUGGCAGCUCUACGAGUGGCAGCAGAGGCAGGCUUUCUCCAGGCAAAGUCUAGCCCAACCAGCAGCAGGGCAUUACGGCACCCUCCCCAGCACAAAGACGAUGGGCAACAUAUCCGAGCACGCCGCGGUCCACUCCGUCCUCACAUCGCCGUCGCACGGAUCGCUCGCCCUCUACAACACCCUGCCCCCACCGAGCCAGCAAGGCGUCACCACCCCCGGCGGCUCCCACUCCGAGGCGUCUCCGCCGAUCUUCCGAGAAGACGGGACGCUCGACCGUCUGCACAGGACACACCCUGCCAAGUUUGGAAGCACACUUGACCGCCGCCCUAUGCCAGCCGGCGUUCCUCCUCAACCCAUCACAGCGCAGUCACUCCAAGGCAAGACGCCCGAGGAACUGACACUGAUGCUCAUCAAGCUCCGCCGGCAGCAGGCGGAGCUCAACAGCUUGCGGGAGCACACAAUAUCCCAACUCGUGGCCCUGGGAGUGGAGGGGCCCAACCCCAAGACUGACGUUCUUUCCCACCAUCUUCAGAGGAACCUCGUUUACCUGGACAACCAGAAAAAGGAGAACGAGCCGCUUAUCUUCACGAUUCACACUAUGAUCGAGAACUCGGCACCACGGCCGCAACUCUACCAGCAAAUUACACCAGAUGAGUACCAAGACUGCCCUGCAAUCCAACCCGCGGACGAUAUCGAUACCAAACUGAGCAGGUUUUGCGAGCAGGACAAAGUAGUGAGGAUGCAAGAGGAAAAACUACAGCAACUACACCGAGAGAAGCACACUCUGGAGACGGCACUGCUCUCCGCCAGCCAGGAGUUAAGCGGCCAGAGUAGUCCGAGUACUUCAAGCACGCAAAGCCUCGUCCAGCAGAGGGAUGUGCUCCAAAACGGCCUGCUCAGUACCUGCAGAGAACUUUCCAGAGUCACUACGGAGCUGGAGCGCUCGUGGCGGGAAUAUGAUCGGAUGGAGGGGGACGUCACUUUGGCAAAGUCCAACCUACUGGAAGAGCUGGAAGCCCUGGGGAGCCCGCAGACAGAGCCUCCAAGUGAGCAGCACAUUCAGAUCCAGAAGGAGCUGUGGAGAAUUCAGGACGUGAUGGAGGCGCUGAGCAAAAGCAAGCCACAGCGCAGCAUGGACGGUUGUUCGGAUUCCAAGCCGCUCUCCAGCCUACAAAAGAGUGAGGGCCCCGACUACCGCCUGUACAAGAGCGAACCUGAGCUGACCACCGUCAAAGAGGAAGCGGAUGAAGUCAAUGUGGAGGAUAAGGAAAAAGACAAGAAUGAAACUGCUGGCGAGAAUACAGACGUCGUAGCAUCAAAAGCAGCGCCCCUCUACCCAGUGGGCUUGGUUCCCCCGAGAACCAAAUCCUCGGCGAUCCCUCCCGAGUCCACGACGAUCGCCUCUUACGUCACCCUGAGGAAGACUAAGAAAACCGAAUCCAGAUCGGAUCGGCCCAGAAGCGUCCUCGUAGACCCGACGGGCUACGGCGAGAGGGAAGUGGGCCGGCCCAGGAUGAGCGUUGAGGAGCAGAUGGAGAGGAUGAGGAGACACCAGGAAGCCUCAUCUCAGCGAGAAAAGAGACGGGAAGCGUUAUCCCGCUCGCAUUCGUUCAGCAAAGAUGACCCCUUCGUUAUGCUGCAGGUCCAGACCCAUGCAGCGGGGACCUGUGCGGACCCCCUGGAACUGGAAGCGGCGCUGAAGCAGGUGAAGACGUUUCGCAGAACAGAACCCGAAGCUGGAUCGACGACGUCGCAGGAGGCGCGCGAAGAAGAAGCGUCGCGGGGCAAGGGCGGAUAUUCGCCGCAAGAUGAGACGGACGACGCGGAAAGUGAGCUCUGUGAAGUGCAGACGGCGGUGAUUUUGGACCAGCACACCGAGACCCAGCACGUGGAGAUCGUGAACCUUCACGCGUUUGAGGAUCUCAAAAGUACAGAAGAUGUGACCACCUCGCCGACAAAUAUCACCACAGAAAACAGCUUCCAGAGUUCUUAUCCGGAGACACCAAGCCCAGAGCCCAAGGAAGGGGAGUUGGAUGUGCUGCAGCAGAAUGCCGGCGAGGAGAACCUGGAGAAGCAUCUAGAAUCCUAUAACCGGUUCCCAGCAGAUGACAAGAAACACAACAAUAACAACUUACUAGCUUCACCACUGUUCACACUCCUGAGCAACGACACGUGAGGAUUCACCGCGGCAUCCCACAAAAGCCAGAAUGUAGCAAGUUUGCAAAAGUGCGUACACCCCAGCUUCCCGGUUUCCCAAGACCACGACACGACAAGGAGACGGAAAAGUCGGCUUCGGGCAAAGGAUCCGUGGCGGUCCUGAGACAUCGGGUUGUCAUGUCUGUUUCGGUCCUCGUGUAGCCCAAAGGUCUAUACCCCGGGAAAAAAAAAAUCAAGGUUUUAGAUCAGGGGUGUCAAACUCAAUUUUGCGCCACGGGCCACGUUGUAGUUUCGGUUUCCCUCGGGGGGCCCAUUGGUUGAAACAAUCAAAAUUUUUAAUCGCCUCAUAAUAUUUACACGUGCAAUAUAUGAGCUAGUUUUGGGUUUUUCGACUAUUGUUCACGUUUGGUAACAGAAAAAUGCUUGCAAUAUCUCCCAAGUUGUCAUUUAUGACAUGGCAAUUUGAAUUUUUAACAAAAAUCCUGGAAGUUGACACAUGUGAUUUGCCUUCGUGGGCCACAUAAAACCAUUUGGGGGGGGCCAACAUCUGGCCCCCAGGCCUUGUGUUUGACACCUGUGUUUUCGAUUAUUACACCCAAAUUAUUAUUAUGUAGAAAUCAGGAAGAUUAUUCCGAAUCUGAAUGAUACAACAGUUUCACUUUUUGAAUUAAACUACAUGGUCGGCACCCCCCCCCCUUUUACACCCCACUGGUGUAAAAACCAGUUUGAGUAAAAUGCCAUUAAUAAUUGUAAUUAUCGUUCUUGACUUCAUCAAAAGUACAUUUUAAUAUGCACAGUCUUUAUUGGUACAAGUAUUAAAGCGAGAAUAUUUAAAAAAUGGUUUACGGGAGGUACUUGAUGUGUAAUAUAUGUAUUAUACUGUACAUACUGGAGCAUUUUAUUAGCAUUAUGGUAAACGGCAGCAAAUUACACAUGCAGUGCUUUAUUUAAACUCCAAAGUGACCACUACUGGUUUCUGUUUUGUUAUUCAUCCCAGAUUGACUCAAGUUUUUUUGUACAUUAAAAAAUAUGCUAUAAAUGAAAAAGGUUGUGAUUUAAUAUUUGUUUUAGCAGGAGGAGAAUCCGAGAAUAGCACAUGUACAAAGCAAUAAGUAGGAUUUCAAAACACAUGAAAUACUGUAGAUGUACAAUCUGUAUAGAAAAGAAGAAUUUAUGUACGCUUGGAAAAAGGAAAAGCAAAUAUAUUAUAGAGAUUAUUAUUAUUAUUAAUGUUAUUAGGUCCGAUAUGCAAAAAGUUCAUACCCCAUGUGUUUUAUAUUGUGGAA